This is a messenger RNA of Belonocnema kinseyi, 2261 nucleotides long. RefSeq names its product UDP-glucuronosyltransferase 2C1-like. Gene Ontology annotation, molecular function: UDP-glycosyltransferase activity. The record is from RefSeq and is a predicted model, not a curated record. The transcript has 6 exons. Lineage: Eukaryota; Metazoa; Arthropoda; Insecta; Hymenoptera; Cynipidae. Bases 138 to 1709 code for a protein of 523 amino acids.
GCUCAUAUAUGUUGCACUCUGGUCGUCAGUCGUCAGUUGUCAAGAGUCUAGUAUCAGAUCAGAUCAGUUGAAACAUUACUGUCGAAAUUUAACCCUAAAAUAUCAAUUAAAAUAGAUUUAAAAAAAUAGAGAAAAAGAUGCGAUUCCAAAUUUUGAUUUUGAUUUUGAUUUUGAUCUUGUGUGUUUCAAGUGAUGGAUAUCGAAUUUUGGGACUUUUCCCAUUCAACGCGAAAAGUCAUUUUAUGAUGUACGGAGAGUUAAUGAAAGGAUUGGCGAAAAAGGGUCACCAAGUGGAUGUAAUUAGUCCCUUUCCACUAAAAAAACCUCCUCCAAAUUACACAGAUAUUGUCUUUUAUCCGCCGGUUACUCCAGGUUUAGUGAACAAUUUGACGUAUCAUGAUAUGAAAUUAUACACUUCUGGAACCCCAGUGGCAUUUGUUGCUAAUGUGGCUGGGAACCAACUUUGUACGGGAAUGGGGAAUCCGGAAGUCUUGAAAUUUCUUAAAAAUCCGCCUUCUGAUCCGCCUUAUGAUGUGGUGAUUACCGAGAUUUUUGGAGGGCACUGUUUUCUGGCAGUGGGUGCCAAUUGGAAUAUUCCAGUAAUUGCAGCUAGUUCAGCUGCUUUAUAUCCCUGGAUGCAUGGCAUGAUCGCUAAUCCAGAAAACCUCGCUUUUGUAACAAAUAAUCUGAUGAAUUUUGUAGAAAAAUUAGACUUUUCAACACGACUCUACAAUCUUUUGAGUGCUUUUUUCAACAAGGUUUAUUUCAAUUAUUUAACAACACCGCAAGAUGAUAUAAUUCGAAAAUAUUUAGGAAAAAAUUCCUUAGGAGUGAGAGAAGCAGAAGCCAAUGUUGCAAUGAUUCUCACAAAUUCACAUUUUUCAUUAAAUGGUGUGAAGCCAAUGACACCUGCUCUUAUCGAAGUGGGGGGUCUUCAUAUUCAAGAUGACAGUCCCGAAUUAACAGAGGAACUUAAAAAGUGGCUUGAUGAAAGUAAAAAUGGUGUUGUUUAUUUCACAUUCGGUUCAAUGGUCAAAUUUGAAUCAUUUCCAAAAAAUGUUAUCGACGUGUUUUACAAAUCAUUGGGAAAAAUUGCACCCACGCGGGUUCUUAUGAAAAUUGUAAAUAAGGAAGAAUUGCCUGAAGGUCUACCGAAGAAUGUCAAAACGCUCCCAUGGAUUCCGCAGCUUAAUGUUUUAAAACAUCCAAAUGUGAAGGUAUUUAUUACUCACGGUGGUCUGAUGGGUACUCAGGAGUCAAUUCAUUGUGGCAAACCAAUGAUAGGAAUCCCGCUUUUUGCUGACCAGUUCACCAAUAUUGACCUGUACGUGGUCAAAGGAAUAGCAGUGAAAUUGGAUAUUGAUAAUAUCAAUGAAAAAGAUUUGGAUUCUGCAUUAAAAACAGUCUUAAGAAAUCCAAGUUACAGGAAAGCUGCAAAACGAGUUUCUGCAACAUUCCGUGACAGAUCAAUGAGCCCAGUUAACACUGCGACUUUCUGGAUUGAGUACAUCAUUAGAAAUGGGAAGGACUCUCUCAGAUCUUCUGCUAUGAAUUUAACAUGGUGGCAGGUUCAACUCUUGGAUGUUUAUGGAUUUUUGCUAUUAUGCCUUCUUAUUUUAUUGUAUUUAAUUUACUUCUUCGUAAGACAAGUAACAACGAUGAUUUUCUUUGAAAAUGAAAAAAUGGACAUUUUGAAGAAGUCUAGAUAACAAAAAUUGUAGUUAUUAUAAGGUCGAAUUUUAAUUUUCUUUUCGGGCAUAUUUUGUCGGUGUUUAAUUUUCUCUUUCGGCAUAUUUUAUCUUUCAUGGAGAGGAGAACCGAAAAGAAUGUUUUGCUGGACUUUAAUUUGAUCCGUCGGCAUAGUUUGCCGGACUUUAAUUUUCUCUUCUGGCAUAUUGAUCGUCAAUGUAAUUUCUUUAUUGGUACGACGCAUUUAGUUCUGAGAUUCUUGUUGACCAAUUGAGUACUCCUCUUUCCGAAAGCGAAAAAUGUGCUGGAAGAGAAAAUGGAUAUCCGGAAAAAUAUGCCGGAAGGGAAAAUUAAAAUCUAGAAAAAAAUGUCGAAAGAGAACAUACAACUCUAAGAGAAAACCCUUGUUAAUUCUAAUUUUCAAUCAAUUUUAGAGCCACAAAAUAAGAAAUGGAUUGGUAAUAUAUUUUUUUACUUGGUAUUAAGGUCCACCAGAAAAGUAUUAUUACUGAAUAUAGUAUUAUAAAUUACGUAGAAAAAAUAAGUAUGCUUUGUUUUUUAUAAUUUAUUCG